Messenger RNA from Jaculus jaculus (lesser Egyptian jerboa), 5016 nucleotides. It is a transcript of the gene St8sia4, whose product is annotated as ST8 alpha-N-acetyl-neuraminide alpha-2,8-sialyltransferase 4. The record is from RefSeq and is a predicted model, not a curated record. Gene Ontology annotation, molecular function: alpha-N-acetylneuraminate alpha-2,8-sialyltransferase activity. Gene Ontology annotation, biological process: oligosaccharide metabolic process; N-glycan processing. The transcript is spliced from 5 exons. The coding region runs from base 310 to 1389 and encodes 359 amino acids. NCBI's taxonomy places the organism in Eukaryota, Metazoa, Chordata, Mammalia, Rodentia, Dipodidae.
GCGGCGGCCACCUCCAAAGCACAAGGUGUCACAUCUGAGAAGAAAACCUGAGCCCUGGGGAGGCAGCGCCACGGGACCGGAGCCCGGCCCGCGCAGACCUGGAAGCGGGGCGCUCGCUGGGCGGGCGCCCUGGAGGACCCACCGAGCUCCUCGGCAGAAGAUUCGGGAGACCUCCGUCUGGGAUCUCGGCUCCACACUCCCCUCUCGUUUUUCCGAUUGCCCCCCAUCGGCUAUUUCCCCAAAACGGAGCCUUUACAUCCAGAGAAAGUGCCGGAGCUGGGACCACCAGGACUUUCCCGGGCACCCAAGAUGCGCUCCAUUAGAAAGAGGUGGACUAUCUGCACUAUAAGUCUGCUGCUGAUCUUUUAUAAGACAAAAGAAAUAGCAAGGACCGAGGAGCACCAGGAAACGCAACUCAUCGGAGAUGGUGAAUUGUGUUUGAGCCGAUCACUUGUCAACAGCUCUGAUAAAAUCAUUAGAAAGGCUGGCUCCACAAUCUUCCAACAUUCUGUAGAAGGUUGGAAAAUAAAUUCUUCUUUGGUCUUGGAGAUAAGGAAGAACAUUCUUCGUUUCUUAGAUGCAGAGCGUGAUGUCUCAGUGGUCAAGAGCAGUUUUAAGCCUGGUGAUGUCAUCCACUAUGUGCUGGACAGGCGCAGGACACUAAAUAUUUCUCAUGAUCUCCAUAGCCUGCUACCUGAAGUUUCACCAAUGAAAAACCGUAGGUUUAAAACCUGUGCAGUGGUUGGAAAUUCUGGCAUUCUGCUAGAUAGUGAAUGUGGAAAGGAGAUCGACAAUCACAAUUUUGUGAUAAGGUGCAAUCUAGCUCCUGUGGUGGAGUUUGCUGCAGAUGUGGGAACUAAAUCAGAUUUUAUUACAAUGAACCCAUCAGUUGUGCAAAGAGCAUUUGGAGGCUUUCGGAAUGAGACUGACAGAGAAAAAUUUGUGCGUAGACUUUCUAUGCUGAAUGACAGUGUCCUUUGGAUUCCUGCUUUCAUGGUCAAAGGAGGAGAAAAGCACGUGGAAUGGGUGAAUGCAUUAAUCCUUAAGAAUAAACUGAAAGUGAGAACUGCCUAUCCGUCACUGAGACUUAUUCAUGCUGUCAGAGGUUACUGGCUCACUAACAGAGUUCCCAUCAAAAGACCCAGCACAGGUCUCCUCAUGUAUACACUUGCUACCAGAUUCUGUGAUGAAAUUCACCUGUAUGGAUUCUGGCCAUUCCCUAAAGACUUGAAUGGAAAGGCUGUCAAAUACCAUUACUAUGAUGACUUAAAAUAUAGGUACUUUUCCAACGCAAGUCCUCAUAGAAUGCCACUCGAAUUCAAAACCUUAAAUGUGCUACACAACAGAGGAGCUUUAAAACUGACCACAGGAAAGUGUACAAAGCAAUAAGGAACAUUUUAAAACGUGCAAACUGAACAUGGACUUCUUUUCUAAAGAUGAUUCUGAAGAUUUGAAAAUAGGAUCCAAAACAAGGCUGGGUUUCAGCAUCCACCAAGUGACUGAAAGGCUGAUAAAAGGGGUCUGCGUGAAAUCCACCACCAGCUGAUGAAAUACCUGCGAAGUGCUCUAUUGACUUCAAGGGUCCUAGUAAGUGCCACUUCCACUAAGAAUACAGUCUGAAUGUAUUUUCAGUAGUGUUUACAAGAUCCAACAGUGCACUCAUCAUUAAUCAGCAAAGCAAAUAUGUUCAUCACUGUAAGGCUGCCACUGCCAGGUCAAGCACAUUGGAAGAGGAGCCCAGGAGAACAACUCAGCCCUUGGGAAAUGAAACCAUCCUUGUCAGCGGAACCAAGAUGGAAACAGUUUGAGCAGUGAAAUCCAGAAGAUAAGCAGCUCUAGCGAAUGCCUUCAGUCAGGACACUGAUUCUGCUCACGCAGUUUAACUUUUCUUUAUGAUUUGUCUCCUAAGUCUCUUUUGGUUUGGGUAUGGGAUGCUUAGAAAUUCUCUCUAAACUACAGAAAUCUGAAACACAUAUGAAUGAGAAAAAUAAACAUCAAAUAUUCUUUUCUAAUGUCCUUACACUUUUAAAGAGAAAUCAUAUUGAGCUUUUUCUUUCAAUUUUGUUCAUUUUAAAUGUUGUAGAAGGUAGCAGAACAACUGUACAAAUCAGUGAGUGAACCGUUGUAGAGGAGUGAUGUCUUCUGAAAUGGUAAAACUCACAGGGGAAUUCCACUCUUGGUACCAAACACAUUAUGAUUCUACAAAACAAGCCAUUCUUUCAUAAAAAUAACACAUUAACAUGAACUUAUUAAUAUGCUAGUAAUGUGAAAUGUGUCUCUAAAUGAUUUAAAAUUUCUAAAUUCAGAAUUUAUUUUUACUUUAUACCUUUGAUAUUUCAUAUUAAUGUGAUGAAAACAUCUUGCAAUUUGGAAUAAAUUUUGGGUUGAAAUAGCAAAAUGUGACUUCUAGCUAUUUAAUAAACCCUUUGUUAUUGAAAUUCAAAGAUCACCCCCAUGCUUUUUAUAUCACAGUUAAAAUUCUCAGUGCAGAAACCACAUGAGGAGUAGAGUGCUGUUUUCAGAACACCUUAAUUAGUUAAUAUGAAUUCCACAGGGUUAACACUGAUACCACAGUGUUUUGCACUUGAAUGCGCCUAAAUUUCCAUUGUUCAAUAUUCUUCUGUGAUCAAUAUACUCACAUGACUAUUGAAUGUUUUCAAGGAAACAUAGGAAACAUAUUAAAGGAAUUUAAAAUGUAACUGAGUUACAUAUUAAGUUGACUAGAAGUUCCAUUUUCUGGUAACUUACACUGUAGUAGUUGGUACUUAGGACAGUAAACUGAUUUUUCUGAAAGCAGAAGCAAUCUACUCUCACUUCUUCCUUGACCUGAAACAGCUUACACAACUUCUUGUUUCUUGGGGAGGCAACCUGAGGAAAGAAGAAAUAGCAUGAGGAAUAUAUAUGUUUUGUUUUUUAGGGAGAACAGUUUGAGAAAUGAAUACAAAUCAUGGAUAAUAUAUACAUAUAUAGUAUAUAAUAUAUGUGUUCAUAUUAUGGAAAAAGAUAUGCACAGUAGUACAGUUACCAGUAUUUUAAUAAUACAGGCAUUAUUUUUUAAAAUAUGGUAGAAUUGCUAGGAUAAAAACACUUUUUGAGAAUCCUUGUAUCUAUAAGAAAGCAAAGAAAAAUGUAAUGGGAGAUUCAUAACUAAAAUGAAUAAACUCAAUGUGCUUUUGACAUUAGGCUUAUCUCUUAUCUUUUGGAAAUUGUAAAUGAGUUAGAUACAUGUAAUUUGCUUGUAAAGUUGAAAGUCUGAUUUAUAUAACAAAUGAAAAAUAGGUGAUUAUGGAAACAUAGUUUGGACUAUUUGCAGAUAACUCAUUUAAGUAUCCUUUCAUAUGAAUUUAAUAGAAAUCUAGAAGUCACAAAUGAAUUCUUACAAGUACAUCCUAAUGAUAAAAAUUGAAAAUAUGUCAUUAAAAGUAGCAACAAGAUACCUUGCCAUUUCACUGCAUUUCAUCAACUGUGUUUAGAAAUAUUUAAGGCCACUGCUAGCACACCUCAGCCAUUCAGUGUUCCUCUUACAUGCAUUUGGUAGUGCCUUUUUAGCUUCAUAUUGAUUUUAUAUCCUGUGAUUUUUGUUCUCUAAAUGCUUGCCCAAUUAUGAAAGUGUUCAGCAUAAAAAGGGCUUUAGAUGUGAGGGAAACUGCUUUUGUUCAUCUCAGGGAACUUUCAAUACUUAAAAAUGAAUUCCAUUAAAGGUAUUCAGUGUUCAAAGAAGGUGUUCUAACUGUAUGAGAUCAUUUCAUUCCCUUGUAAAGCUAUCCAUUUGCCCUCCUACUUUACCUACUGUAGCCUUCAUGCAGUGUGUGGGAUAAGAUCAUUGAAGGUAACAGUAAGAAUGAGAAUAGAGUUCAGACUUAACAAACAAGAGAGCCUAAGGGAUCAUAACAGAACCAAAUUGUACGUUUUUACUUGAAAUAUCGGGCUGUUAUUUUUAGCAUCAUGUUCUCCCACCUUUCAGGCUUUUAUUUCCUAUUCAUUGAACCUUGUACCUGGCAAUGCUCAGGCAUCUGGUUGUAAAAUAAUCCUGUUGUGCAUGAAGCAUAGUUGCUACUGUACUGAAGAUAUCAAGAUAUUUUCACCAUUAUUCCUCAGCCUGAUAUAGAUUUAUAUUAAGUUGCUGAAAUAAAUAUUAAAUCAGUAACUUUUUUUCAGGGCAAAUCUAGUGUUUCUGCCCACAGAAAUGACAAAACUACUGUGGAAGAUUUUCUAAAUGAGAGAAGGUGCUGGGCAUUCGAAUGUAUCCAUGUGUUAUAAAUCAUGUUAAUUAUUUAUCAGUUAUUAAAGGGAAUUUCUAUAUGUAUGCGUACAGAAAUGAUAUAUUUAAUUGUGCUAAGGGUAGUGUACAUACCAACUAGUUACUAAGUGACUUUGCAAGAAAAGGGAAGCAAAAUAAUCCACUUCUAAUUGCACCAGUCAGUCAUGAUGCAUAAUACGUGAUAUUGGCUUCAUAAGAAACUGUUUUCAUGUGAUUGUUGUAAAGACUAUCUAUAAUUGUGGAAGGAUGUGGAAAAAUUAUGUAUAGUUAGUUACCUCUAAAAGUUUGGAAGUUUCCCCAUCAAAUAUUAUUAAUACACUAAUGUUUUAAGAACUGAGUAUGGAUAAUUGUUCAUAUUUGAUAAAACAAAAUCCAAAUAAAGCCCACCUAGAAAUAGAUAUUUUAUUAUGUAUGUGCUAUAGAUAUAUCUAUAUAGUACAAGUAGAUUUGUGAGGCAUAUAUACAAUGCUAUAUAUGUGAAUCUAUGUGUAUAUACACUGAGUCUGUAAUAUGUGCACAACUAGAUUUGCAUUAAUAUAACAUCUUCAGGAUUUGCACUGUUAACUGCCCUGAAGAUUAAAAAAAAAGUUCACUUUAAAAUAAAAAUUUCUUCUGAGACAUCAGUUUAUAAUCUUUAAGAGGCAUCUACUUUGUAACUGAAUUAUUUGUUGUUCUUACCUAGAGUAACAGUAAGAGAAUAGUAUGUCCAAAUCGUUAAAAAAAAAAAAAAAGUAAAGGAAAACAAUAGUCUUCAA